Molecule: messenger RNA, 903 nt
Organism: Acanthaster planci (crown-of-thorns starfish)
Lineage: Eukaryota; Metazoa; Echinodermata; Asteroidea; Valvatida; Acanthasteridae
Molecular function (GO): calcium ion binding
Source: RefSeq, a predicted model, not a curated record
CUCGGUUCUGGUGAAGUUCCGGGUUACUGGCAUAUGCAUGAUUCUUUGCCAACAGUCUACAGCGGCACCAACACGACUGGUGUUUAUUGGAUUUGUCCUUGCCGUGGUCAUCGGUAAGGUGCCGUUGGAUUUGUAUAUUUCUCCUUGAAUCUCUAGAUCCAUUCUGAAGAACUAAAGGAGUGUUUUUUUCACCUCUGAACAUAUUAAAAUUAAAACUUCACUGGGGACACUGCAUUCUCUUCAAAGCGAACGUUCAGGAUGGCACUGUGUUGGUUACUAGUGAUUUGUGGGGCCCUCUGCCUAUCGACACGGCCUCUAUCGGCCACAGCACAACGUGUCGAGCAAACUGAUUCUGAGGAAGAUGGCAGAUUCCCGUGUGGCCAGCCACCAAGCAUCGAGAACGGCAGCUAUGAAACCUACAAUCACGGCGCUUCCAUUGCAUACCUCUGUGACGAUGGGUUCAUGAUGUACACGUUUGGUGGUCGCAAAAGACAUUGCCAAGACGGAAGAUGGAGUGGGAGCACCCCGAUCUGCUCGGCUGGUGGGUGUUCAGAGGAAGACGCGCCUACUGUAGAAAACUCCAGUGUACAGCGAUUCAACGGAGGCACGGUUCGGUUCCAUCGCUGUAAUGCUGGGUUCGAGCGCCAGUGGGGAGGUUCCAUGGUAAUCUACUGCGAUGGUGCUCGCUGGCGUAACGAGCCAGGACGGUGUGUGGGGGCUUUCUCAUCUCCGUGUGGACAAGCUCCACACGUUGAGAAUGCAAGACGGACCAAGCAUUCUAACGGACUGAUUACCUACACGUGUGAACCGGGCUACAGACGGAGACUGGGGGGAGGCAGCAUUCUAUGCAGUGCAGAUGAGCAAUGGAUCGGCUCACCAGGAGUAUGCACACGUUUAUUCUGA